Molecule: messenger RNA, 226 nt
Organism: Geodia barretti
Lineage: Eukaryota; Metazoa; Porifera; Demospongiae; Tetractinellida; Geodiidae
Source: the annotation of a GenBank genome assembly
AUGGAGAGAAGGUCACAGAGGCCUCUGAGGUUACUGGUGUUCUCAAAGACCUUCCUGAGUGCGGCUUUACUUGGAGGGAGUGCUGCGAGGAAAGACUAUGACAUCAUCAAUAACUAACUCAACUCCAUCGAACAUUUAAAAUAUAUUUUUGCAUACGACCAGUGAUGACGUCAUACAAACCUAAAAUUACAUCAUCUCUCUCAACCUAUCAGAAAAUACCAUCAUC